Molecule: messenger RNA, 6560 nt
Organism: Monopterus albus (swamp eel)
Lineage: Eukaryota; Metazoa; Chordata; Actinopteri; Synbranchiformes; Synbranchidae
Product: rho guanine nucleotide exchange factor 28-like
Exons: 39
Coding region: 278-5719 (1813 amino acids)
Biological process (GO): regulation of Rho protein signal transduction
Molecular function (GO): guanyl-nucleotide exchange factor activity
Source: RefSeq, a predicted model, not a curated record
CACUUUUCUCUGAGGCUGUGUCCCAACCUGGCCACCCCGUUCAAAUUUUUCUAGACCGCCCCUGGAAAGCAUCCACAGUGACACGGAGGAUGCUGUGCCAGUGGAGGCUGCAGCUGAGUCUGGGAAGCGUCACCGACUGAGCAUCAUUUCUCAACUUGUAGCUUCACCACAAACUUAAAGCAGAAGGACGAUGAGUCCGACUUAGGUGCGUUCUAAGACUACAUUUACAUCGAGUGUUUUUUAUCCGAGUUUGAGCUCCUGUUAAGUCGCUGUGCAGAUGGAGCUGAGCAGGAGGAAAGUGCCUCUUUAUGGCCAGGCUAAGGUAUUUGCCUUGCUGGAGGGUUUAGACUCACUGCCCGAGGAUGCCGAGGUCUACGUUGUUUUGGAAGGAUCCACAUUGGUCCAUGUCACCAGGGCUAGGAAUGAUGUCAUGCUCUGCUUUGUAGUGCCAGGACAUAACCUGGCUGAGGUGGUUUCUGUCCAGGCCUACCUGUGUUCUGAAACCACACCCCUCACCUGGGUGGGUGGGGCUUCAUUGGAGUAUGUUCAAGAUGAUGCUCAGGACUUGGCAGAGCACCUGGUGAUCCAUGGACAUUGUCUGACCUCCACAGAUCACAUGGAGCUGAGAAGCCUCUUCAGUCUGGGCCAGGAGAGCUCUCGCCGGUCUAUGGAUCAUUGUGCGGCCCUGGCUAUGGCCAAUCUGGAUAUCCCCCAAAACUGGAAUGUACUGGGCUGCCACAGUGGAGACGAGAACAGUCUCAGGGAGUCUCCCCUCCACCUGGCAGUGCGAUGGGGUCUUUGUCGGCUUGCAGAGCUAUUGCUUUGCCAGCCAGGAGGUUUGAUGGCUGUGAGUCUACCAAACGAAGAGGGAAUCACACCACUGCAGCUGGCACAGGCAGCAAGCAACGCUGAGCUCCUGGAGCUGCUCACUCACCCACCCAACCCUUUAACCACACCUCCAGCAGGUCUGUCCCAGGUAUGGGCAGACCGGUCGCGCUUGCUGAGGUUCUGUCAUGACACAGGGAACCUGACACUGACCGUCCGUCAAAACCUGAGGUGGAGCUCAGAGGAGAGCCGUCACACUGACAUCUUGCUUCUUCGAGACUGGCUCAGAGAUGAGGACUUCCUCAGAGAGAUCAAAGCACUAAAGAGUGAACGCAAGAAGACCAUCGUAGGGAAGGAAGAACUAGUGGAUGAUCCUGCAGGGAAUGCACUAUAUCCUGAUAUCAAUGGAGGAACCGCUGCUGUAGAACAAAAUGGCUAUGAGGAGCCACUAAUGUUUUGCCUGAAUGAGGAGGAUGAAGAGGACAAUCCAUCACAGUCUGACUCUGAGAAAAAUCAGUGCAUAAGGGACAGCCAGACCUCGUCCCCGACUCUGGCUGCAGCUGCCAGACUGUCAGCGAUGAUACACGGCAAAGACAGAGUGUAUGCCAACGCCAUGCUGGUGGACCAGGUCAAUGAUGCAGAUAUUAAAUACCGCUCUCCAGAGGAGGAAGAGGUGAGCCAUGUGCCCCAUGUUGGCAGCCCAUGUUGGGACUCCCUCUCCAUGACUCCCCCUGACUCAGGAAUCUGCUCCCUGAACCGGCACCCAUCCUCACCCCAUAACGGGGAGAGGGAAAUCCAAGCUUGUGGCCUAAAGAAUGACAGGGAGCCAUCCCCUUGGACCUCUCCCCCCUCUCCCUUUGCUACCUCUCCAUCUUUUUCUUCCUCCCCCUGGACCUCCACCUUUCAUUUGUUUGAGGGAGCACAGCGGCAUCAGGCGCAGCCGUACCUGCCAGUUUCUCCUGCUUUGAAUCACGGAGGAUGUGGCUUCACAGAGGAGAGUCGAGGCCUAUGUCCUAGUCUUGAGUGUGACAGUGGAGAAGAGGACAUACUAGGAUAUUCCUACCCCUGCUUGUCAUUAAAGCAACAGUCCAUCGUGCGGUCCAGCUCAGGAGAGGAGAGGGACUCUUUUGACACUUCACCAGAUUUUAACUCCACACACUCCAACAGCACGCACAAGCAUACCAAGAACCCUAAGGAAUCCGAGCUCCGUCUGCGCUCCUACUCCUCCUCCUCCCCCAAGGCGAAGCAGUCACGGCCGCUGCUAAACCGUGAUGCAGCCAUCACUGACCUCGCAGAAGAGCAGAAAGCAUCCAGUCUGACUGAGACAUCCAGAGAAAAGAGGGUUUUGGGUUUCCGUAAACGGGCCCAGUCAGCAGAGGAGGAGAGCAGCUCGUCACUCGAACACCUCACCCUCACAGAGUUCCUCAAAGAGAUUGAGGAUGAGGAGUGGGCUAAAUACAUAAUCCCAUCCAAGGUUGAGUCAGAGAAGUACAAAGUCAGCCGGACCUUUAGCUUCCUCAAGAGCAGGAUGUCCAGCACUCGCAACAAGACAAAGGUGAAGGGGAAAGAGGUAAAGGAAAAAAAGGAGAAGACAGGAGGCACUAAUGGACACCAGUUUGUGCCCGUCUCUCCAUCUGGUCCUGCUUUCUGUGUGGCCUGUGAAAAGUCUGUUUCUGGGAAGGAGCUGUUGCAGUGCUCCAACUGUUUCCUGAAUACCCAUAAAAACUGUCGAGAGUCUGUUGCAGCCUGUGGAAAGAAGCCACAGGAGAGGAAUGCAUUACAGAUGAAAAGCAAGACCUUGUCUCUCCCACAGAACUCUAUGAAAGACAACUCUCCAGCCUCUCUUUUCUCCUCCUCCUCUUCACUUCCAACGAUGACCAGAGAGAAGAGGGAAACAGUCGUGCCUCUCUCCAAAAACCUCUCCAUCACUGUAGACAGCAGACAGCUGGGCGAAGCGGCAGGGCCGGACUUGGAGUGCAGUGUGACAGCUCACACUAACAGCUCAUUGUCUGAUGAGGGAACGCUGGUCCUGAUGACUCCCCCGUCCGUUGACCCGCCAAUCACAGCACAGGAUGCUGUUAAUGCUCCUCUACUGAGCGACUUGUCAGCUGACCUACUGGGACUUGAGGCAGAGUCAUGGAGUCUUAUGGUCAGUCCGGAGUUUCGCAGGCAACACGACAGGCACACCAUCAAACGACAGGAUGUUAUUUAUGAGCUGAUGCAGACAGAGCUGCACCACAUCCAAACCCUGACGGUCAUGUCUGAGGUGUUCCGUAGAGGCAUGCUGGAGGAGCUGCAGCUGGACUGGGACUGCGUGGCCCGGAUCUUCCCCAGCUUGGACCCUCUGCUGCUCUUCCACAGGAACCUCUUUGGAGCACUGCAGGAACGCCGACAGGCUGCAACCCAACCUGAUAACCCUCGAAAUUACCUCAUCCGUCAGAUUGGAGAUAUACUGCUUCAGCAGUUCUCAGAUGAAAAUGCUCUAAAGAUGAAGCAGGUGUAUGGAGAGUUCUGCAGUCACCACACUGAGGCUGUCAAUGUCUUCAAAGAGCUGCAGCAGCAGAACAAGAAACUCCAAAACUUUGUUAAACAACAGAGUAAUAACUCUCUGGUGAGGCGGAGAGAGGUGCCAGAAUUUAUCCUGCUGGUCACUCAGCACAUCACCAAGUAUCCAUUGCUGCUGGAGAGGAUAUUAAAGUACACUCGGGAGGAAAGCCAGGAACACUCAGACUUGUCAAGUGCUCUGGCUCAGAUCCGUGAUGUUAUCACUGCAGUGGACCUGACUGUGAAUAAGUAUGAGAGGUGUCAAGAGCUGCAGGAAGUGCUCACCCGGCUGGAGAACAAGAGCUUUGCCAAGCUAAAGAAUGGCAAGGUGUUUCGCAAGCAGGACCUGCACAGCAAACACCGGGAUCUGCAGCGUAAAGGACUGGUCUACUGGAAGACUGCCACAGGACGGCUGAAAGAUACCUUAGUGCUUCUUCUCACAGAUGUUCUGGUUUUCCUACAAGAGAGAGACCAGCGCUUCAUAUUUGCUGCUGUGGACCAGAAGCCUCCAGUAAUCCCUCUGCAGAAGCUCAUUGUUAGAGAGGUAGCCAAUGAGGAGAGAGGGAUGUUCCUUAUUUCUGCCUCCUCAGUGGGACCAGAGAUGUAUGAAGUUCAUACCACCACCAGAGAGGAGAGGAAUGCGUGGAUGAGACACAUACGACAAGCUGUGGAGAGUUGUCCUGAAGAAGAGGAGGAGGAGGAACAAAGUACUGAGACAGAGGAGGCCAGGCGGACUGCGGAAGUGAGAGUUCAGAAGAUCGCCAAAUUCCAAGAGACACUGUUGGGCCAGGACCAGCGUAUCUGCAACAGUCUGGAAGAGAAGCUACAGCUGUAUGCUGAUCUUACAGAGUUAACCCUCCGCUCACCAGAUACUGUACCACGUCGCCACCUGCUGGUACAACCAGACACAGACAAUGAGACACCCCAACAGGCCGCCUCCCUACUCACAGCUGCACUCAGAGAAGCGGAAAAUCUGAUCAGCCUCCUGCAGGCUUGCGAUAGUGUUUCUGCACAGUGUCAGAACUCUUCUGUCCAAGGACAAGAGUGCUUCAGCUACAACAGCCAAGGCAGUAGCAUCCAGGAGUCUCCCUCUGAACCAGAUUAUCUGAGUACGCUCAGUAUGAGCUCCACCUCGCUUGGAUCAGACAGUGAGUUAACAGGGUUGGACAGCGUGUUGUUGAGCUCAUCUGUCGAGCUGAGAAGAGGAGACGCCAAAGCGACACUGUUAAAGGUGACAGAGAGUGUCCAGAGCCUGACUCAGCUUCUCUAUAGUCUGCAGGCAGCUGUGACCCUCCAGGACAGCUACUAUGAAGUCCAGAAACUCCUUCUCCAAGAGAAAGAAAGACCUCGGCUCCGAAAUGUCACAUCACUCCAAAACAACUUGGAGCAGGAGAGGCCAAGGAGUGUUGACAAGAAGGGUUUGGAGAGAAAGAGAGAGGAGGUAGAUGAGGUGCAGAAACUCCAUGUGAAACUGAAACAGGAGCAGCAGUGCUGGGACAAAGAGUGUCUGGCCAGAGACAAACAACAGAAUGAGCAGGAGAGUUUGCUGCAACAGCGAGAGCAGCAGUGCUUCCUGAAGGCAGAGUGGCUGCGCUGUGAGCGUGAGGAGCUAGAAGCCCAGCUCCUGGAGUAUCAGCUAAAUCUGGACAGACUGAGGGAGGGUCAGAGAAGUGUGGAGAAGGAGAAGGAGAAGGUGGACGCCCAGCAGUGGCUUCUUCAGAGCUGGAGACAUAAUCGUCAGAGCAGCCUGCCUGUUACAAUACCACUGGAUGGAUACAAGGUGCCCAGCCACAUGCGCUCAAGCAGCCUGGAUAGUAAUUGUUCAGUGUACAAGAGCGAGGCGGCCCUACUCACCUCCGUCCAACAGAACCACCUAAAUCAUCCUGCCAACAAAAACCAGCACCAGCAUUUGCUUAAUUCACAGAGGAAGAACCAAGAUGGUCUUCUGCAUGGCUCCAGCUGCACCGCUAACCUUGGCCUCAGUGCCAGCCUGUACAACAGCCUCAACACGCUGCUGAGCCAGGCACACAACAAACAGCCUGCAGAUGGUCUGAUGUACCCAAACUACAGCAACAACCAUAGCUUCCCUCAGCCUCUGGAUGAUUCUGUUCACCCGUUUAGCAGCAAGGUCACUGAACAGCCACAGAGGACCAACAACACAGACUUCAGCCAACCACUGAACACACAAUCCCUGAAUCCCUGGAGGUCAGAAGUCACAGGUCAUGAACUUUACGAGGACAACCACUCUUCAUCUCCCUCUCUUACUCCCCUUCUUCCUCAUCAAGCUUACCUCUCUCUUGAAGGACAGAAAAGAGAGGAGGGAAAUGAGGACAACAUUGUUUAUCUGUGAGAAUGAACAAUGUAAAGUGCCUGACAUAACUGGACAUUAUCUGUUGUGUGGUGUGUGUGUGUGUGUGUGUGUGUGUGUGUGUACAUUUAUAUCCAUCUAAAUGUGAUGGAUAUACAAGUUUUUAAAACCUGAAUAAUCAAACAAGAGAAUAGUUGCAGGGAGGAAGUAUGCACAGACAUUCUGUGAGCCUUUAUCAAGGUAUGCGGUGGCUAUUAAUUAUUCUCUUCCUGCAUGAUCAAGCCAUUGUGCCUUUUUGUAUAAAAGCUCUCUGUAAAUCGGCUUUUAUACUUGAACUCCCCAUUUUUAUUUCUACUAUGAUUCUUUUUACUAUCUGUUGCACUUGUUUGAUGGCCGAGGUAGCUUUGCACUGCAAGCACUGGGACCUGAAGUAAUCGGAACAGAUGUUUUACCACGAGCACUUAAAAAAAAAAAAAAGGAAAUAUUUGAAAAGCCAAUUGAACCCUUCCCUAAACUAUGUAUAGUUAUUUUUCCAUGUGAUCUUUAAUAAUAUUUAUAAGGGAUUGUGUAUCUAAAAUAUAUAGAUAAAUACUGACAUUGUUGUAUAAAGGUUACAUAUAUGUGUAGUUUGAUGGAAAGGCUACCUAUGCACACUGUUGCAAAACAAACACCUAUCAUCUUUCUCACUUAAGUGCCAAAAAUUGUGCUAUACUGUAAGUGAUUUCUAUAAAGAAUUGCUAUGUUUACUGAUAAUUUAUUGUGUGCAUAUUGCUUCAUGCACUGUCAACAUACUAUUUUAAAUGUUCUCUUGUAAUCUCUGUAACCAGAACUGUGCUGUUAAUAUUGAGCUGUAUAUAAAACUUGUUGCAAACAUUUUUAAGGA